Molecule: messenger RNA, 6175 nt
Organism: Lynx canadensis (Canada lynx)
Lineage: Eukaryota; Metazoa; Chordata; Mammalia; Carnivora; Felidae
Gene: MTHFR
Product: methylenetetrahydrofolate reductase
Exons: 12
Coding region: 1070-3232 (720 amino acids)
Biological process (GO): tetrahydrofolate interconversion
Cellular component (GO): cytosol
Molecular function (GO): FAD binding; methylenetetrahydrofolate reductase [NAD(P)H] activity
Source: RefSeq, a predicted model, not a curated record
AGUUUUAGGAUCAAAAUGGGCAUCCCUAGGGAGAAAAAUCAUCGGUAUGAGUGUUUUUACUCUGGUCCUGACUCCUUGACUUUGGACGUGCAAACUUGUGUUGUGUGCACUUGUGUGUGUUUCGGGGGAGAGGAGCAGUGGAUUUCAUCAAUUUCUCAGGAGUCUAGAGCCCCCAAAUAGUUAAGAACACUGGCUUGGCAGUGGAUGAUCCCUGAAAGGAAUGAACUUGGCCUGGUUGUUCCUCUGAUGACCCCAAGUCACCACACAUUGGAUUUUCGCUACCAAAAGUGUGUGUUUGCACAUUGCUGUGCAAGAGUAGCGUUCUGUUUUGUUUUUAAGAAUUUGUCUUUUCCCCACCAAACCGGCCAAUGACGCCGUGCCCUCUGUUGGCCUGCCUGUGGUUGCCAAGGCUCAGGGCUUCCUAUGUGGUUGCUGUGCAGUCACUAUAAUUACUUUAACUGACUUCAGUGGUGUGUGUAAGGAGGACAGUCUGGAAGGCAGGCACAAACGGGACAGCUUUUGUUCUGAGUUGAACAUAAAUUCGUGCCCUUACUGAAUUUGGGUCUGUUUCCUUGUGGAACCUACUCAGUGUCAAGUUCUAAGCCAUGACGCGUCUUCUUUUGGAGAAGCGUGAACUCAGGAGAAAUCUGGCUGCCUUGUCAUGCCCGCACCCUUCCAUCCUGCAAGCACACAAACCGUUCCAAGUAACAGGAGAUAUUCCAGGCAGGGCCAGGCUGAGCUCUGCCUUCUUGGGAGAGUGAUCCAGUGACCCUGAAUGUCUGUUGGUCUCAUAUCCACCAACCCCUGCAGCCUCCAGUCAACAUCCCCCUCCUUCCAGCUUCUGCUGCUAGAGCCCCAGCGCUCGCGCGCGCUCUCUCUCUCUCUCUCUCUCUCUCUCUCUCUCUCUCUCUCUCGCCUAGAAGCCCUGCCCCCGCCCCCUUGCGCAGGGCCCCAGCUCUAGCUCUGGGCUCUUCCCUUGUCACACCUCCCUCCGCCCAGACAAACACACUGGCUGGGGGAAGGUUCCUCCUGUUUCGUCCCCACCCACUCUGGGUCUGAGCUGGCGGAGAUGGACCAUCCAACACCCAAGGUCCUCCUAACCAGGCCCCGCUGCCCCUCCCUACGAAUGUGGGCUUUGGAGGCCAGCAGCGGGAGGUUCUCAGUGCCACCCUCCAUCAGCAUCUCUCACUUGACCCUGCCACUCCGGGUCCUGGCUGCCUGCCCUCUGACGCUCCUGCCCUCCACCCCGUGCAGCAGGAACCCAGCCAUGGUGAACGAACCCAGAGGGGAUGGUGGCCCCACGUCCCGCUCGGAGGGCAGCAGCAGUGGCAGCGAGAGCUCCAAAGAUAGUUCGAGAUGUUCCACGCCGGGGCUGGACCCCGAGCGCCACGACAGACUCAGGGAGAAGAUGAGGCGGAGGAUGGAAUCUGGUGACAAGUGGUUCUCCCUAGAAUUCUUCCCUCCUCGGACCGCUCAGGGAGCCGUCAAUCUCAUCUCGAGGUUUGAUCGGAUGGGGGCAGGUGGCCCCCUCUUCAUAGAUGUGACCUGGCACCCGGCAGGGGAUCCCGGCUCAGACAAGGAGACCUCCUCCAUGGUGAUCGCCAGCACCGCGGUGAACUACUGUGGCUUGGAGACCAUCCUGCACAUGACCUGCUGCUGUCAGAGCCGGGAACAGAUCACAGGCUAUCUGCACAAGGCCAAGCGGCUGGGCCUGAAGAACAUCUUGGCGUUGAGGGGAGACCCCGUGGGUGACCAGUGGGAAGAGGAGGAAGGAGGCUUCAGCUAUGCUGCAGACUUGGUGAGGCACAUCCGAAGCGAGUUUGGAGACUACUUUGACGUCUGUGUGGCAGGUUACCCCAAAGGCCACCCCGACGCAGGGAGCUUUGAGGCCGACCUGAAGUACUUGAAGGAGAAGGUAUCUGCAGGAGCCGACUUCAUCAUCACCCAGCUUUUCUUUGAGGCUGACACAUUCUUCCACUUUGUUAAGGCUUGCAGCGAGAUAGGCAUUACCUGCCCCAUCCUCCCCGGAAUCUUUCCUAUCCAGGGCUACCACUCCCUUCGGCAGCUUGUGAAACUGUCCAAGCUGGAGGUACCGCAGCAGAUCAAGGACGUGAUCGAGCCAAUCAAAGACAACGACGCUGCCAUCCGCAACUAUGGCAUCGAGCAGGCUGUGAGCCUGUGCCAGGAGCUUCUGACCAGUGGCUUGGUGCCAGGCCUUCACUUCUACACCCUCAACCGCGAGAUGGCCACCACAGAGGUGCUGAAGCGCCUGGGCAUGUGGAUUGAGGACCCCAGGCGUCCCCUGCCCUGGGCCGUCAGUGCCCACCCCAAGCGCCGGGAGGAGGACGUGCGUCCCAUCUUCUGGGCCUCCAGACCAAAGAGUUACAUCUACCGCACCCAGGAGUGGGAUGAGUUCCCCAACGGCCGCUGGGGCAAUUCCUCCUCUCCAGCCUUCGGGGAGCUGAAGGACUACUACCUCUUCUACCUGACGAGCAAGUCCCCGAGGGAGGAGCUGCUGAAGAUGUGGGGGGAGGAGCUGACCGGGGAAGAAAGCGUCUUUGAAGUCUUUGCCUGCUACCUCUCUGGAGAGCCCAACCAGAAUGGCUAUAAGGUGACUUGCCUGCCCUGGAAUGACGAGCCCUUGGCGGCCGAGACCAGCCUGAUGAAGGAGGAGCUGCUUCGAGUGAACCGGCAGGGCAUCCUCACCAUCAACUCCCAGCCCAACAUCAACGGGAAGCCAUCCUCUGACCCCAUUGUGGGCUGGGGCCCCAGUGGGGGCUAUGUCUUCCAGAAGGCCUACUUGGAGUUCUUUACUUCCCGUGAGACGGUGGGGGCGCUUCUGCAGGUGCUGAAGAAGUACGAGCUCCGCGUUAAUUACCACAUCGUGGAUGUGAAGGGUGAAAACAUCACCAAUGCCCCCGAGCUGCAGCCCAAUGCAGUCACUUGGGGCAUCUUCCCUGGGCGAGAAAUCAUCCAGCCUACAGUGGUGGAUCCUGUCAGCUUCAUGUUCUGGAAGGAUGAAGCCUUUGCCCUGUGGAUCGAGCAGUGGGGCAAGCUGUACGAGGAGGAGUCUCCGUCCCGCAUGAUCAUCCAGUACAUCCACGACAACUACUUCCUGGUCAACCUGGUAGACAACGAGUUUCCGCUGGACAACUGCCUGUGGCAAGUGGUAGAAGACACGUUUGAGCUUCUCAACAGACCCGGGCCAGAGCAGGAGACAGAGACCCUGUGAUCCCGCGCCCUGAUGUUCUUGGCCUGAGGCCACCCGUGUCCUGCCUUCCUCCUCCCCAGUCCUGGUUUUCCUGGAGACCCCUCUUCUCCUUCAUCUCUCCCUGAGCCCUGGCCUCCACUCCUCACACGGUGAUGGCAGCUAGACUUGGUGUGAGGCUUGCCGGCUCCGGCUGGACCUGAGUCCGCCCCACGUCGGAACGGGGCGUUUGUGGCUCAGCCUAGUGCCCUUUGGUGAGAAGCACCCCCCUCCUGCAGAGGACCGUGGGGUGGGUGGAACAGCAUCUUCCCUGAGAAGGAGAGAGGAUGGUUGUUGCCGACUGAGGCCUCGAACCAGGGCAGCCCCUGGGAGCCGGCCUGGGGCUGCCAGUGACCUUGCACUUGGGACCCACGGGGAUGGCAAAGCGAACCUGGGUGGCGGGCACGGGCAGUGCUGCAGAAGAGACAUAGAGCGAGGGCGCCGUACCCUCAUCUCCGAGGUGUUGGCCGCCGGGCACUUAAGUGCUCGUGGGCGGGAGGGGCAGACCACUGCCCUGCCCGCCUGCCCGUCUGGCCGCGUCCCAGGCCUCCGGACAGGCCUUGGCCUGAAACGUGAUAGCGUGGGCAUUUCUUGCCAGCGUCUGCCUGUGAGCCAGCCCGGCUUUCACCUUUCCACAAGGCUGCUUUUUGAAAGAGCCGUUUCUAUGUUCUGGCGGCUCGAGAGGGAAAGCGUCUCUUAAAGGUUGAAGGCAUCUAUACCCUUCUACUUGGUGGAGCCCUUGGCCUUCCCUCCCCCCAACCCCCACCAUGGAGCGCUACCCUGCCUGUUACCGUCAAGGGCAAAGAUAAGGCUCCACUGGGCAGGAUUUAUUUCUUCCUGGCUUAUUUUUUUAGAUGGGACCUUUUCCUGCCAGCUUCUCUGUCCCCUCUGCUCCUUCCUCCCCCACCCCCACCCCCCCCACUCCCUCGCCAUUCCCAAAGCUGUCUGCCUGGCCCUGCUCCCCUGGAGUCAGCCCUCAAGCCCCGCUGCUCAGGGACAGUGACCAGGGGAUGCACAGAAGCUGGUCCCUAUCCCCGUCCCUGCCUGCUGGUCUUCGCUGGCUCAGCAAGGGUGGGGGUGGGUGUCCAAAGAGCAGCCUGAUGGCAGAAGAGGCACAGUCGUGGGUUACCUACCCUCUUGCUUCCAGGGUGGCUGGUUGAGGCAGAGGGGCAGCCCCUAGGAGAGGCUGAGCAAGAGAAGCAGCUAGGACCAAGGAGGGUGUUUUAUUGUCCUUCAGAGCUCUGUCCCCAGGCUGUGGGAUGAGUGCCUGGUGGCUUGAGCCUGCACUCCCCGGAUGGGUGGGACGUGGUUCCUUCCUUACGAAGGCUGGGCACAGUUCUGUUUUUCUUUCCAUGGGAACAAGUCACAGCUGCAGCCGGGCCCCUUGCCCCGCCCACGUCCACCCCAGCAGCUUCCAGCCUGCUCCCAGGGCUCCCGAUGCCCGCCUUGCUCGGGGGGUACCGGGCUGCUUGUGGCUCCUCUCUUCCGGCCCCUGGCUGCCAGCUGUUGGCACCACUUCUCAAAGGCCUGGAGCCAGAGAGGAGAAAGGAAAGGCUAUUUGGCCCCCUCCUGGGUCAGUGCUGUCUGUGCUAGGCGAAUGCCGGUGCUCAGCUCCUUCUGUCCCCAGAGGGAAUAGAAGAUCCCUCCCUCCGCCCCAGCUACUCAGCCGGCUCUGCCCCAGGCCAAAUGCAGAGGCUCAGAACAGCUCUGAUCUGUGAUCUGGGGAGCUGUGUUCUGAGUGGGGCAGAUGAGGGAGUGGGCACCCGGGGACCCAUACCCAGCGUGGGCUAGCGUUGAGUGGCAGCUGUGCUGUGACUGAGCCUUGUUCCCACGCUGAGUGGCAGGGUAGGACUGGGCUGAGCACGUGGCCAGCAGCCAAAUCAGAAUCCAAGCUGUGUUUUCUCAAAGGAACGGACUCCUCCAUGGGAAACAAAGGGGCCCCCAGCUCAGAAACGUCCAGGUGUGGCCCUAGUUGGGAAAGUCCUGCCGGGGGGGGGGUACCCCCCAGUACCUGGGAAAGGACCCAGCCGCCUUCCUGUUGCUGCAGUCGCCGAGCCGCCCGCAGCCGCAGGACUCGCCGCCGCCACACGCGCCAGGCCCGCUUCAGGUGCCACUGCCUGAGCUGUGGGGACAGGUGGUGAGGCCCCAAGCUGGCCCGCCGCCCCUCUGCCACGUCUUCCCCCUACACCCCUGCAGCACAGGACAGAGGGGCCGUGAUGGGGCGGGGACGGGGGUAUCCCCCGAGGUGUGUUAACGCAGAUCCCGUCGCCUGACCCCACGGAUGCAGACCAAGAUGCUUCGGGAGACUUCGUUUCUAGGGGUUAGGGUUGAGGUGAGAUGAGCUGAGAGAUCAGCACAAGGCUGGGAAGGGGGGGCGGGGCUGAGCCUGCUCACCAGCGUCCGUGCCAGCUGCUCCUCUCCCUGAGCGUCCACCCAGUGCUGCCAUGUUGCCGCCAGGCACCUGGCCUGCUGGGAGCCCUGGAGCCGGCGAAGCAAGGCCUCAAGGUGCCGGCGCUGCAGGUAUCUCCUCCUGGUGGGGUGAGGCCCUGCUGAGCACCCCGACAGCCCAGACCAUCACGAGCCCUUCGUGACCAGGUAGAAGGGCAGCGCCACGGAUCCCCCAGGAUCCUCCAGGAAUGAGCGCCGGCCAGGAAGAGCCCAGCUCCGGCCGUGGCUCAGACAAGCCCCGGGGCCCUGCCACACGCAUGCGCAGCUGAUCUUACCCUAGCUGCCUCUCAGAGGCCACGCCUUGGCCUUUGAGGACACUGGCCUCAGAGCUGCAGUCCCCUCCUGGUUUUCCGGGCGGCGGGCCCUGGGCCUGGCCGGUGCGUCCAGGCCACUGCAGCUGGACCUGGAAGGCACGGCAGAGGGGAGGCUCUCUGUCACCUGGAAAGAAGAGGUUAAUAAAGAAUAAGUACACAGAACGGA